UCCCAGCCUCCAAGGAUCUUACCAGGCCUUGCACGACAAACCAACCGUCUUCUUCUACUGCAUUUCUCUCUCUCUCCUUUCAAACUUUCCUCCUUGUUGUUUUCUUUUGUCCUCCAGAGGAGACCCUGAAGAUGCCCAGAAGUGGUGCCCUCUGCCCACAGAGGUUCAUGUCAUUCUCUUUGGUGGUGCUGUCCUGGUCCCAGUGGAGAACCAGGAGCCUCAACCCCUGUUUGGAGGUGAUCCCAGGGACUGUUUACAGAUGCAUGGAGUUGAACCUUAGUGGAAUCCCAUCAGACAUUCCCAACAGCACUGAAAGCCUGGAUCUCAGCUUCAACCCAUUGAAGAUUUUGACUUCGAAUUAUUUCUCACAGGUUCCUGCACUGAGGUUUCUGGACCUCACUAGGUGCCACAUCUGGAAAAUUGAAGACAAUGCCUUUAUGGGUCUCUGCAACCUUUCUGUCUUGAUCCUGACUGCCAAUCCUCUCCACAUCUUGGAUCCAUGGGCGUUUCAGGAUCUGACAUCUUUGCAAAGGCUGAUAGUUGUAGAAAGCCACAUAUCCCGGCUGGACCGCCUGCCCAUCGGACACCUGACUACUCUCCAAGAGCUGAAUCUGAGCAACAACCACAUUGAUUCCUUGAGGCUCCCGGAAUAUUUCUCCCAACUAAUCGUCCUCCAGCUGUUGAACCUCCAAGCAAACAAAAUCUCCUCUAUCUUUGUAGGAGACCUUGAUGCUCUCCCCAGCCAGAACGUGACACUUGUGUUGUCUAAGAAUUACAUCAAAUAUAUUGAACUGAAUAGCUUUUCUGGGGUUUACUUUCAAGAACUAUCCCUAAGGGGCUGUUUUGAGAGCAGUGCCCUUAUGCAAGCCAGCCUCCAGAACCUGACUGGCUUACAUGUCAACCACCUUGUUUUAGGAGACUAUAGAAACAUUGCAAGGCUGGAGACUUUCAACAAACCUCUUUUGGAUGGACUCUGCCAUGUGAGGUUGCAGGAGAUAACUCUCAUUCAAAUAUCUGUCCUCUACACUACCGACAGCCUCUCAGAUUGCUUGCACAACAUCCCUUCGGUGAGGCUGGUGAGCACCGACAUCAAAGAAGUCACUCCGUUCCCAAAGAACUCCAGUAUACGCCAACUUGAAUUCAAGAAUUGCAAGCUGAGAGGGGUGCCUGCUGACAGCCUGUCUUCCUUAAAGGAGCUAAGAGUGCUCCGCAUCACCAAGAACCCCAGGUACCUCAUGAGAUAUGUAGAGGACUUUCAGGGCCUCCAAAAUCUUGAGACCCUGGAUCUCAGCGAGAAUACCCUCAUAGUCAACAUUUACUGGUCAUCCUUCAUGGAAGAGGUUCCAAAUCUGAAGCACCUGAACCUUAGUUUCAACUCUAAAGUUGCAUUACCUCCAGAGUGCUCUGGAGUCUCCAAGCUAGAAUAUUUGGAUUUGCAACAAACCCGGCUCGGUUUUACAGGUGCUCUGCCUUCUUUCUUGUGCCUUGGAAACCUCAUCUAUCUUGACAUUUCUCACUCCAGUACUCACAUUGUAACAGAGUGCUCUUUUUGUGGCUUGGACAACCUGAGAGUUCUCAAAAUGGCUGGCAGCUCUUUUGAGGGCAAUCAACUGGCAGGCAACUUCAAGAACCUCACCAAGCUACAAAUCCUGGACAUUUCCAGUUGCCAACUGAAGCAUAUUGUGCCCAGUGCCUUAGCUCAGCUCCAUGAUCUCCGUGAGCUCAACAUCAGCCAUAACAAAUUGUUAAGCCUUGAUCCCAAAGUCUAUGUGCACCUCCAUGCCCUCACCAUACUGGAUCUCCACAGCAACCAGUUGGCUGCUUUGACAGCGCAGGCUCUUGAGGACUUGCCUACUAGCCUGAAGUAUCUGGACCUCUCUUGGAACCUUUUUGAUUGCUCUUGUGACCAUUUGAUUUUCUUUAGGUGGGCAACGAACCACCAGGAUAUCCUUAAGCAUGCUGAUUUCAUGGUUUGCCAUAGUCCCUUGGACUUAAAAGAUGUCCGCCUGGUAAGUUUCGACCUGUCCUCUUGUCAUGUCAGUAAAACCACAGUGGCUGCUUCAGUCACCACCCUUCUGGUUCUGGUCCUUUUUGCAAUCCUGGUUUAUAAGUACUAUUUCCAUCUGUAUUAUAUGGUGGUGUUGCUCAGUAGAGACCACCAUUCAACGGAGAAGGAGCACACUUACGAUGCGUUUGUCAUCUACUCCAGUGAGGACCAGGAAUGGGUGACAAAGGAACUGGAGGAAACCCUAGAGGUUGGAGUGCCUCGCUUCCGCCUCUGUCUCUACUAUCGGGAUUUUGUUCCUGGAGUGUCCAUCAUCACCAACAUUAUCAAGGAAGGCUUCCAGAGCAGCCGCAAAGUCAUUGCGGUAGUUUCCACCCAUUUCCUCGAGAGUCGCUGGUGUAACUUCGAGCUUGAGGUGGCCCAGUCUUGGCAGCUCCUGGACAGCAAAGCCAGCCUGGUCUUGGUCGUUCUGGAAGGUGUGGACAAGGCGGUCGUACGACGGAAGCUGGGAGUCUUCCGCUACUUGCGGAGGAACACUUACUUGGUGUGGCGGGACCGGGAACUGACCCGACACGUGUUUCUCAGGCAGCUGAAGUCAGCCUUGCUUGAUGGCAAGACAUGGACGGAAGAAGAGCUGAAGCUAAUGCUAAACAAUUAGGAUUCUACAACUUGAAUCUGGAUUAGAGUAAACCUAUUGAGUCCAUGGUAUUUAUGGAAGCAUUGACCCAGGGCUCAAAAACUUAUAUGAUGGAUCUAAUCUAGAUGGAACUAUGAAUAGGAUUCAAGCCUAUUUCUCUUUUUUUACCCUGCCAUGCUGAGCCCAGUUAUCAAGUGAAAAGAAGUGUUAUUAUUAUUGUUAUUAUUAACCUUUAUUGCCAAAGUGUUGUUGUCUUUGUGUCUGGAAGCAUUUCUGUUCCUAUUCUGACCCGUCCUUAUUUGCUAGACACAGACUGUAUUUAUCCCUGUCCUCUAUAGCAGAUUGACCGUUGUGAACAUUUUAUUAAUGUUUGAUUGUUUUGUUCCAUGAUUCAGUCCUGACUUUAGGACAGAGUAUGGGGUAUCAUGUGUCCCACCUGAUGUUGUUGGACUACAACUCCCAAUCUUCCUCACCACUGGCUAUGCCACCUAAGACUGUUGGGAUAUAGACUCCAACAAGAAUGGGAGGGCCACAGGCUUCUUACCUCUGCUGCAGCACAAGGCCAAAGAACCGGCAGAUGUUGGCCAUAGAGUUGCCCUGGAACACCUAGGGUUUCCUACAAAGAACAUAUGAAUCAAAUCUGUGAAUAACCAAAUCUGCAAAUGUCAAAUGUGGAGGGCCAACUCUAUAUGAUUCCUAGAGCCACCAUUCAAAUGAACCAGCAUACAUGGCCUUCUAAUACAUGGUUUUUGGAGAGAUAUCUUUUCAGAGGAGGCUUUUGGCUCUUGUGUGAUCCUGGAGAUGCCUUUUCCAGAAAGGAAGGCUUCUGCUAAAAUCAAAGAAGCGGGAAAAUCUGAGCAUGGGAAGGGGGCAAAGCUGGUAGAAACGAGGCCAUUUCUCAAGACGCUUAGGGCUGAAGGUGGACGUAAUGUUACAACGCAAUGUCAAUAUUAGCCUUGAUUUCAAACACUAUAAUUUAAAUUAGAGAGUGGAAGCAGGACGGGGGGGGGGGGGAGAAAUAAAGUGCAGUUUGUGAAUUUGAAUGCCUGCAUAUAAAAUUGGUUUGAGUGUUGGACUAUGACUCUGGAGAGCAGGGUUCGAUUCCCCACUCGGCCAUGAAACCCAAUGGGUGACCUUUGGGCAAGUUAUGCCCUCUCAGUCUCAGGGGACAGCAAUGGCAAACCCCCCUGAACAAAUCUUGCCAAGAAAAUCCCAUUGUAGGAUUGAUUGUAUUCUGUUGGGUGCGAUGAUAGGAGUGUUCACUGAAAAUCUUAUACGGAUGAGGUUUUUAAAAUGGAAAGGGUUCCUUAGCUAUGAUUUUCCCCAUAUAGAAUCAUAGAGUUGGAAGAGACCUCAAAGGUUUUCCAAUGCAACCCUCCUGCCAUGCAGGAAUGCACAAUCAAUAUACGUUUUCCACUUGACACAGAAGGCAAAGCACUAGUCAUACAAGUAAAGCCCUAUAUAGCUUGUAUUUACACCAUGAUAGGUUUGCCUUAAGGUCGCCGUAAGUCGGAAACAACUUGAAGGCACACAAGAACAAAUGACAGGGACAUCCUCUGCCAUAAUUUUCCUUCCAUACCUGCAUCUCUCUCUAUGUCUGUCUAUGUGUCU
This is a messenger RNA of Sceloporus undulatus (fence lizard), 4253 nucleotides long. It is a transcript of the gene TLR4, whose product is annotated as toll like receptor 4. Gene Ontology annotation, biological process: toll-like receptor signaling pathway; defense response to Gram-negative bacterium; inflammatory response. Gene Ontology annotation, molecular function: transmembrane signaling receptor activity; protein binding; lipopolysaccharide binding. The transcript is spliced from 3 exons. The record is from RefSeq and is a predicted model, not a curated record. Lineage: Eukaryota; Metazoa; Chordata; Lepidosauria; Squamata; Phrynosomatidae. The coding region runs from base 132 to 2663 and encodes 843 amino acids. Gene Ontology annotation, cellular component: membrane.